GCGCUCGGAACAAUUUCUCGACGUCACGUGGCAUCGCGCGGAAGGCGGAUCAUGCAGCGACCGGAGCUAGUCUUGAUGAGACCUAGUUGCCUUUCGAGUUGAGCACGGCCCCCACACAUGGCUGGGAUGAGUACGUACUCUGUGGCUCAAUUGUCGCAGCUUCCUUUCAAUUAAACCCAACGCGUUUCUCCACUUAUUCCUGACACGCAUGUGAAGAGCUGCGACGCGUCCCUCAAAGAAAGGGAAGGGACGGCUCCUGCAGCUUGCUCAGCCUGCUUGACCAACCCCUCAAGUCCAAUUCCUUUCAGCCUUCUCGUCAAUUGACAACCAUGACAUGACAAUCUCUUCGGGAGAAUCAAUUCUCAACUGAAAAGCUUCCAUCUCAAGCACCAUGGCGACUCCAAGCCGAACCAAGACCACCUCCCAGAGCAGUGCACUUCUCCUCGAGAAACUGUCGGCUGUUCUGCCCAAGGGCUACCGCUUUGGCAUCUACCACCUCUCAACUCCUCCGACCAAGACGGACGCCCUCUACUCUGCACCCCCCGAAGAACGCGAAGACAAGACCUUUUGCGAGAAGCAUUUCCUUGCAAUAUCCAUCGAUAUUUCCUCAAGCACUACCGACGCUGCGCUAGAAGCAAAGGAGACUGCCUCGAAGCAAGUUCUUGUCCUCGCGCUAGAGGUUUACAUCUACACGACUGCAUACUCCAGCACUUUCUUCGUCGCCAAGGCCGAUUCAACUGGCUACCUGAAGCUUCUCAACCUUCCCAAAGGCACCUUGUCGCCAAUCAAGGAGAUUAGCAGUGCCUUUGCCUCGUACCUGGUCGAGCAGCGCAGGCGCAAGGGCAUCCAAUCCAUCGUCAGUCUCUUCGCCCGGGCUCAAGAUCAAUAUCUCUUCCCUGGGUCCGUCGAGUACAGUGGCAAGCAUGUGCUCGAUGACAGAGGACUAGUGAAGUGGUGGUGCAAAGUCCUGGACCCUCUCUUGGAAAACCCUCCCGUGGGAAAGGGAGCUCCAUGGGGUACUGUCAAAGGCUACCUCGUCAUCCCGGGACUCGAUAAUUACGAAACCAAGGCAUUCCUGCCCAAGACCCCACAGAGCGCGACAAAUUGGGUCCUGGGUCACGCUCUCGAGAAGAUCUCGCAUUACACCAAGGAAUACGAUUGGGUACCCGCACGAUGCCUUAUCCCCCGUUUCCCAGACGAUCCGAAAUCCCGAUUCCGAGACGAGCUAGAUGAAGAAGCGGGCAAGUCGAAGCAAAUCAAGACCACUGGACAAUGGAAGAGCGUAAAGAGCUUGGAUACCUUCUGGGAAAUGAUGGCAUACAGACAAGAAUGUUCCAGCGGGCGGCUCACGGGCUUCAUCUGGAUUGUCUUUGAUGAGGAGGCCGAGCAAGUGCAGACUGACAGUGCCUCUGCAAAUCUCCCAACACCGAACCCUUCUUUCGAUACGUCCAACCCGCCCGUCACGCCUAGCAAGCAGAAGACAGUACGGCCCGUCACGCCCAUGUCCACACCUCGAAAGCUGUUCCCCGUGUCACCUUCUGGCACACCGACUAAGACGAAGACUAAGCCAGAGAAGCCAGAGAGCAAAAACAAACAUAAGAAGAACAAAUCUCAGUUGACGGGAGUCGUGAAGCCAAGACAGCCACGCAUCAAGACUCAACAGCGUAACUACCUGCUAGACAAGCCAAUCUCGACUGCCUAUUACUACUGGCCUGCUGAGGGUAGGGGCCGCAAGAUUGUCGAUGAGAACGAUUACAAGAGAGUCAAUGAGCUCCUUCUACGCCUAGACUUUGCCAAACCAGAGAUCGCAGUUAGCGGUACGCGGCGAUGGAUUAGCGAGGUCGGCAUGGGAGACAACUGGGGCAUGCAGGUUGUGGGCAGGAAGGAGACUCUACCGCCAGCGUCAAAUGGCUUUUCGGCGAACGCCGUGAAUGUCAUCUCGGGCCUUAUUAAGCGCAAGCGUCCGGAGGACUCUGCGACUCCUACUUUGGAUGAGCCGGCGACCAAGGUUAAUGUCCUCAGUACGGGGCUCGUCCGAAAGAAGUCCAAAGACGAAUCCGCGGCCGCAGCGGCGAACGGUGGGGAAACUCCGCAAGUCAACGUAUUGGGAGCCGGCCUCGUCCGCAAGAAGCGUGACGUAUGACUUCGAGGGUCAAGGAAUCGGACAUCUUAGGAGUACUAGCAAGGCGUUGGAUUAGGAAUACCAGGUAACAGGAUGGUUUGUGUUCACCUACGGAUACUGGGAUAGGGUUUGGGAAAGCCCGAUGAGGACGGGGCAUCAAGGGCAUAUUAUUACGUUACUCCAAAUUGAUCAAAAUGCUGUAUUGAGGCAGCAAGUUUACAACAUUUGUAGAUCUUCAUUAAACACGAAUUGGUCUCGAUUCGCACAAACC
Messenger RNA from Colletotrichum acutatum, 2393 nucleotides. Its product is annotated as H3 K56 histone acetylation protein KAT11. NCBI's taxonomy places the organism in Eukaryota, Fungi, Ascomycota, Sordariomycetes, Glomerellales, Glomerellaceae. The transcript has a single exon. Gene Ontology annotation, biological process: DNA replication-dependent chromatin disassembly; DNA damage response; regulation of DNA-templated transcription. Gene Ontology annotation, molecular function: histone H3K56 acetyltransferase activity. The record is from RefSeq and is a predicted model, not a curated record. The coding region runs from base 392 to 2143 and encodes 583 amino acids. Gene Ontology annotation, cellular component: nucleus.